AAGAAUGUGGUUUCAGAUUAGCGAGUCCUCCUUUUUAGUUUGAAUUCAUUUUAUCAACUGAUUUAGCCUUCAAAUAGUUUCUAACAGUCUGAUUCAUUGAUGUACUCAGUUGUCUUUUGUCAUUUUUGGCUCUAGUGAAAUUUACAACCCACUUUUGGUGUAAACCCCCUUCACGCCAGUUUUGAGCACAGUUGCUAUUGUGCAGGGCACCGGGCCACUUUGACUUUCCUUCCCCAACCGAGCCGCCCGAGACUUAACGUGGAGUAGCAAUGAAAGGAAGCAGUCAUGAGAAGAUGAAAAGAUAGAUGGGUGGAGGUAAGACGGGGAGAGAGGGAGAGAUGAGGUCUCCCAAGGAGACCACUGGGAGGGGUGAUGAUGAGACGUGAGCGGCAGCAGAGAGACGUUUAAAGACUUGAAAGAGGUCGAGAGGCGGAGGCUGGGAGGGAAACACCCUCCUGGUUCUGGUCAACUCUUUACACUCUCCAAGCUUCAUACGCAGGACACACACUCUCACUGCUGCACACAGCUCUGCUUUUUAGAUGCUCACACACUCAGAGUGUGUGCAUGUGUGUGUGCGCCGCAGAUUUGAGGACCGCAGGAGAAACCUCUCGCCUCUCCCAAGGAUUACAAUCAGGAAACAAUUUCCUGGAGUUAUCGUUUCUAUAAAUUGGAUUAAGACAGACAUCUGGAGCCCUCGGAGAGAGACGUGUGGGUGGGGAGCAGGCGUGAAUGGAUGAAUAAGUACUCAAGGAUGACUGGAUAAAAGUUUCCAGCCGUGAUUGCUCCACAGCAGAGGAUCCUCAUGAGAUGUCUGUUUGACUCACUGCAGGUGUGAACUUUAUUUCCUCGUAAAAAGCCGAGGAGGAUUGGACCAAACCUGAUUGCACAGCUCUUAAAUUACACUCCAAUCUCUGCGGCACCUGCUCAUCACUGAAAUUGCUUUCCAUCCUCCAAGUUUACAACUUCAAAGCCCGGACCAAUCUUCCAUAGAGGCAUUGUUUGUCUAUAUUCAAACACACAUUGUGAGCUUGUAAUUAUGCCCUCACUCUCAUUAUCUCUGUUCCUUCUGCUGCACGACUAAGAGGUGAGGAGGUAGAAAAAGAGGGAGAGAGGGAAGGCAAAAAGGGGGAGGGAGAGAUAAACAGAGGCAGUUUAAGGCGGUAAACACGUCCCGUCCAGAGCCAGCGCUCCUCUAAACACAUCAGGCAUAAAUCAGCACUGCGUUUGUCUGCGGUGACGCUCAAACAGGAGGACAAACAGCCAGGGGACGAAGUGGAGCGAGUAGAAAACACUGUGGUUGUCAAGUCUUGAAACACUGGAGUGAAGAAACGUGCGGCUGAUCAUCAAGUGAGGAGAAGAGUUUGAUUUCCCCGCAGCCAUGGACUCGGACGUCUCCCACAGUUUCUCCUGUCUUUGCAGUAAGAUGAAACAGCAGCACAUGAGCAGAAGAAGCAGCGGCGGUGGCGGCGUUUUCCAGCAGCAGACAAGAUCAACCUCCACCUCUAGACCCCACCGGCCUCUCCUCCACCCCAGGACCCUGCUCCUCCUGCCCCUGCUGCUCCUGCUCUUCCUCUCCUUGUGGAGCCAGCAGGCCGAGGCCGUGGUCCACUCCAGUUUCAGGCGGCUGAGUGGCCGCGAGAAGAAGGAGAUGCAGAAGGAGAUCCUGUCCAUUCUGGGCCUGCCGGGGAGACCCAGACCCCACCCGCCGCUACGACCGCCCUCCUCCGCGCCGCUCUUCAUGCUGGACUUGUACCACGCCAUGUCGGCCGAUGGGGAGGAUGAAGGCAAUGAGAUUAUUGUAAACGGACCUGGCAUGGGGAAGUUUGGAGCGGCGGAAAGGUUGGCUCAGGUCAACCACGCAGCCCCGCCGACCCUCAGCACGCACACGCCACCGCUGGGCACGGUGGUCAGCGAGGCCGACACGGUGAUGAGCUUCGUCAACCUGGUGGAGCAGGAGCGUGACCUCCUGCAGCCUCGUCCAUACUGGAAGGAGUUUCGUUUCGACCUGACUCCGCUCCCUCAGGGUGAGACGGUGACGGCGGCAGAGUUUCGGAUCUAUAAGACCCUGACGAUGGGCCAGAGGGCCAACCGAACACUGCACAUCUCCGUCUAUGAGAUCCAACGAGAGAACAGACACAGAGAGCCAGAGCUGGUGCUGCUCGACAUGCAGUCGGUGCCUGCAGGACAGGAAGGCUGGCUGGCCUUCGACGUCACCACAGCCUCCAACCACUGGCUUCUCCACCCCCGGAGCAACCUGGGCAUACGUCUCUACGUGGAGACAGAGGAAGACCGCUCCCUGUCUGCAGGCUGGAUCGGGUUGGUGGGACGCAGAGGCCCUCGCUCAAAACAGCCCUUCAUGGUGACCUUCUUCAGGGAGAGUCAGGUCCCGUGUCGGCCACCACGAGCCGUCAAGCCACAUCCUCGCAAGAAGAAACCCAAAUACGACCUCCCGGUCCCCAGCAUCCAUAAUCGGAGUCCUGCCAACAGCGGAGGUCAGCCGUGUAAAAAACACGAACUCUACGUCAGCUUCAGUGACCUCGGAUGGAAGGACUGGGUUUUGGCUCCCACUGGAUAUUCAGCUUAUUACUGUGAUGGAGAGUGUUUUUAUCCUCUGGGCUCCUGCAUGAACGCCACGAACCACGCCCUCAUCCAGCAAGUGGUCCACCUCCUGAAGCCUGACGAGGUUCCGAAGGCGUGUUGCGCUCCCACCAAACUCAGCCCCAUCUCCGUCCUCUUCUAUGACGACAACAACAACGUCAUCCUCAAGAAACACCGGAACAUGGUGGUGAAGACCUGCGGCUGUCUAUGAGAGGUUCCUCUAAUCUGAACACUGACGGAUCCGGAACAAGUCCAGAAACCACAAACUCUGCAGAACCUCUUUAACGUUGGAUCACAAUGUCAUUAUUAAUCAGGUCUAAUCUGUGCUUUGAGUGCUGAUUUAAGAUCAGGGAGUUCAAUUCAUUUUACAAAUUAAUAGUUCAGAUUUCAAAUCGGCAGCUUUAAACAUUCAGAAUUGUCAAACAGCUGCAUAAAUGUGAGAAAUAUUGAGUCUAUAUAAAUUUACCAAAGAGCUGAAACAUACUUGUAUCAUAAAACAUUGUAUUAUUAACAGUACUGAAGAUUUCAAAAGCACAAAUUUGAUCCAAACUGCUACACGUUUCAAAUUCUGAUUCAGUCUUCACAGACAGCUUUAAGUGGCAAAUGAUAUUGGAUGGCAGAAGACGCCAUUAGUGAUGCCUGGUUUGUUUUUUAUACAAAAAAUAAGUUUAUUUCAUUUCUAUUGUUGGAGUCUAUAUGAAGAGAAAGUCAAAUUGUAUUAAUGUAAUAAAAAAUAUUCACAGUCUCCUGACUCUGAUGUUGUAUUAUAAAAAAGUACUGAAGUGUUUCAGUGUCAGUCAACACAAAUAAAUCAUAUUUCACUAAUAAAAACAAACACUGAAAUUUCUCUUUAGUUAUAUUCUGCUGAGUCGCCUUAAAGGGUCGAAACUGUUUUAUGUGGAGGUCUAAAAAGAAAAAGUCAGAAUUUUAAGGAAAAAGUCAGAAUUUUGAGGAAAAAAAGUCUAGAAUUUCAAGAGAAGUC
This is a messenger RNA of Larimichthys crocea (large yellow croaker), 3580 nucleotides long. RefSeq names its product bone morphogenetic protein 8a (gene bmp8a). The coding region runs from base 1379 to 2809 and encodes 476 amino acids. Gene Ontology annotation, molecular function: growth factor activity; cytokine activity. Gene Ontology annotation, cellular component: extracellular region. The transcript has 7 exons. The record is from RefSeq and is a predicted model, not a curated record. NCBI's taxonomy places the organism in Eukaryota, Metazoa, Chordata, Actinopteri, Sciaenidae.